CGCGCUUUGGCGCGACCGGGCGGCGCCCCGACCGGAGACCCGUUUAUUAAAUUUCCGCGGGCGACGAACGGACGGAUCGAUGGAUCGAUUCCGGACCGAGCCGCCGAGCCGCGGUAAUUACUCGAUACCCGACGGAAAGGGAUGGCGGCCAUAGGCCUAGAGGCGGCGUCUUCGAAGCCGGAAAUUGCUGCCGACGGACGGAGACUCGAAUAAAUAAAUAAUCCCGGACCCGUCCGGAAUAGCGGUUGUCGGCCGACGGGAAAGAAAAAAGACUGGGUCCAGACGAAUAAAAGCCAACGGAAAAUAACCGCGCGGGGGCGCCAGGAGCGUAAACGGCCGGCCGAGGCGGCAGUCAUGUCGGAGAGAGCGGCCGGGCUGUUGGAUCUGUUCUCCUUCGUCGACAACGUCACGCUGGGCGUGGCCAAGUACCUGGAACAUCUGCCGACGGUCCAGGCGGUGACGGUGAUGGAAAAAGAACCGGUGGACGCCUCCGCCCUGGCCUCCUGGGAACAGCGUCACAACUGCUGUCUUCCCGACGACGCCAAAAGCUUCUACUCGGCCACCGACGGGCUCCAGUUAAAAUGGAACGUCAAAACCAAAGACGAGUCGAUGCCGGGAGGGGCGCUGGAAAUCAACUCUCUGGCCAAACUCAGGCGAAUCACCCCCAAGCAGAACUGCCUCCACUCCGAACUGCCCACUUUGGUGGAUCUGGAGAGCGACUCCGACGCCGACGACAAAGAAUGCGACGGUGGAAUUCCUUCCAAACCCAAAUUCAAGAACAAGUGUAAGGCCUUUCUACUGGACCCCUGUCAAGGAAGCGGCAAAGUCUGCCUGGUUUAUCCCGGAAAAGUCGCAGAAAACGCCGCCACCCCUUCCGUCUGGUUCCUAGACCGGGCCUUGGAAUGGCAUUAUCUGUCUCCGGACUUCUCCUCCUACCUGCGGCUGGCUCUGGUGCAUUUGGGAAUCCCUCACUGGCAGUACGUCUUCACUCCGUGGGGACCUCCGCCCAAAACUAAGCAAAUUCUGUCGGCUUUCGUAUCGGAGAGACUGGCCAUGGACCAAAUGGCGCAUUCCACCAUAGGAGGGGUCAAGUUACCCCCGGUCUGAAUUGCGACGUCCGGAAGAAACGUAAAACCGCAACGAAAGAAUCGACGGUUUCGCAAUAAUAAAGCCAGUGUUAUUUUAGCAAAAGUGUGUUUUAUUUACGGCGGCGGGUCUUAGAUUUCGACCGCGAAGAAGCCAAAUCCGAGUUACUUCAAUUUCAGUUUAUAUUAUCGACGUUGGACUAAGUCACGGGUUUCCGGCGGAAAUGGCCCGAACCGCCCCGUAUUCGACGUUACGUUCGGCGAGUACGAGUUUUUAUUGGCAGCGUUACUUAAUACGCCGAGAUUGCAGUUAGCGGGUUUUUAAAAACUUUUAUAUUAUAAGCGUUGGAAUGGCGCCACAGUUACAAAUAAAUAUAUUAGCGCCGGUUCGGACCAAGGCUGGGUCUACGGACCGGAGGUUUAAGAAGACGGAGUUUAAAGAAACGCGCGAGUUUAAUAGUUUUUGCCGUAGGGAGUGGGGCGAUAGGAUAGAAUCGAAGGGGUACGAAAGGAACGUAAGUCGUGGUUUAACUUAGUUUUUUCCGUUUCCGUUAAAAAUAGACGGGCCCCGCGCGGUGGAAAACUAAUUUUACGCUACUCGAACACGGUCCGAGACCGGAACGAAGAUUACGGCCGGUUUAAUUUUCGGGCCGAGCGACGUUGGUAUUUUAAGCGUCCGAAUGUCCGGACCGUCGGGGUGGGCGUUAAGGUAAAAGGUAGAAGAAAGGAAAAUUUCGCCCGUUUUUCCCACACACGUCGAAUAAAAAACGAGGGUAAAUAACUGGUAACUACGGGUAGUAGGUGUUUUUAAUUAAGCGGAGUUCGGACGUGGUCAGUUUUUAUAUACGACGGAGAAGGCGCCGCCGAUAUAUCGCUCUUAAAUAAUUACGGCCUUUGGCGUAAUCCGAAAUACGUUAAUUACCGUCCGGGGAUCCGCGCCCCCGAUGGUACCGGUCUUUUCGGCCACGUUCGAUUUAAUUCGGUAAACGUUAACUACGUUACUUUCGUCAAAAUUUUAUUAGUUAUUGUAAGUUGGCCGACUUCCGGGGGGAAUCGUUAAUCCCGCGUCAGAAUGAUCUAGGGUCGAACGCGUGUGGGUGUGGUGGAGGAGACACG
Messenger RNA from Centruroides sculpturatus (bark scorpion), 2201 nucleotides. Its product is annotated as tubulin polyglutamylase complex subunit 2-like. Lineage: Eukaryota; Metazoa; Arthropoda; Arachnida; Scorpiones; Buthidae. Bases 355 to 1107 code for a protein of 250 amino acids. The record is from RefSeq and is a predicted model, not a curated record. The transcript is spliced from 7 exons. Gene Ontology annotation, biological process: protein polyglutamylation.